Molecule: messenger RNA, 574 nt
Organism: Megalopta genalis
Lineage: Eukaryota; Metazoa; Arthropoda; Insecta; Hymenoptera; Halictidae
Gene: ND-B18
Product: NADH dehydrogenase (ubiquinone) B18 subunit
Cellular component (GO): respiratory chain complex I; mitochondrion
Source: RefSeq, a predicted model, not a curated record
AGCGCGACUCUGGUGGACUCUAGCUCUUUCGGAUGGAAUAACAUUGUUUCUCUACGUAACCAUUCAAUAUUGUUUAACAGAAAUGGGCAGUUCGUUUAUACGGCCUUUACUGAGAAACUGGAAUGAUUUCCCAGAAGCCGAUUUCACCCCAUCGGUUGACCCAUUAUAUGGAUUUGAAAACGGUCGUAAAAUAAGAGAACCAACUGCAACCAUAGAAGAAAUGAGAGCUGCACGUGUUCCCAAACGCUAUCGAAACUACUGUGCUCAUAAAUUCAUAGCCCGAACCACAUGCCUCAGAAAGAAUUAUCCAUUUUAUCCAAAAUGCCGCAAGGAGACGGAUGAAUAUCAGACAUGCGUCAGAGAUGAUAUAAUUAUUAGAAUGAAGGAGAUGGAAAGGGAACGUAGAUUCCGUCUGAGGCAAAAGAAGAAGGAUCGAGCACUAAAAGAAGCAACAGUCGCAGCUUAAUCUGAAAGCAGGCUACCUGUUGUUGAAUAUGUUUAGGACUUAUACCUCUAGAUGGAUUAUUGUGACUGUAUGUAAAUAAAGUAUGAAUAAAUGAACUGCAGUAUGGCA